Molecule: messenger RNA, 1581 nt
Organism: Panicum hallii
Lineage: Eukaryota; Viridiplantae; Streptophyta; Magnoliopsida; Poales; Poaceae
Product: F-box/FBD/LRR-repeat protein At3g26920-like
Exons: 3
Coding region: 1-1581 (526 amino acids)
Molecular function (GO): protein binding
Source: RefSeq, a predicted model, not a curated record
AUGGCUCCCCGUCCCAAAAAGAGGAGCCGGGCGUCGGGGCCCUCAGCGGCACCGGACGGCCAGCUAGCGGCGGAGAUAGGGGGCAUCUCGGCGAUCUUGCCGCUCCCGGCGACGGAUGCGCCCGAUCCCAAACCUGCUGGAGCCGGCGGGGACGGAUCCCGCUGGCAAGAACCGCCGGUUCAAGCUCGCGGAGGAGGGAGAGGAAACGCCGGCGUGAACAGCAUCGGCGUCGGCGAUCUACCCGACGCCGUCCUCCAGGACAUCAUCUCGCUCCUCCCCACCAAGGAAGCCGGCCGCACCCCGAUCCUGUCCUCCCGGUGGCGCCACCUGUGGCGCACCGCGCCGCUCAUCCUCGACUGCCUCCAGCUCCCCGCGGACCUCCCCGCGCUCUCCGGCGCCGUCUCCCGCAUCCUCGCCGCUCACCGGGGCCCAGGUCGGUGCUUCUGCGUCGACACGCGCCUGUUCCAUUCCAGCCCGGCAACCCUAGAUGCGUGGCUCCAGUCGCAGGCCCUCGACGGCCUCCAGGAGCUCGACAUGUGCGGCUUCCGGCGCCAGAACGAGCUCGCGGCGCUGCCGCCGCUGCCGCCGUCCACCUUCCGCUUCUCGCGCUGCCUCCGCGUCGCCGCGCUCAGCGAGUGCACCAUCUCCGACGGCGCCGCCAGGGCAUUCUAUUUUUCCCAGAUGAAGGAGCUCGAGCUCGAACGUGUGAGCAUUUCGGAGGCUUCACUGCACCGCGCCAUCGCCGGCUGCCCGAUCCUGGAGUGCUUGCUGCUCGGCCACAGCGUUGGCUCGCGCCGUGUCCGCAUCAAGUCGGCUACCCUCAGAAGCAUUGGUGUGUGCUCUCCAUUAUUGGAUGGUGUUGGCGCAUCGACAGGCAUAGUAGAGAUCAUCAUCCAGGACGCCCCUUCUCUGGAAAGGCUUGUAUUUCCUGAAGUUCACCAGGGCUUGCGAGUGUCGGUGAUUGCAGGUGCAGCACCAAAAUUGGAGACCUUGGGCUGCAUCUACGAUGUUGAUCCCUCCUCCAGGUUUGUGUUUGGCUCCAUGGUUAUUCAGGAUUUGCGUGUCGUUAGCUCAUCAAGGUCGGUGGUAUCUAGUAUCAAGGUCUUGGCAAUCAACUUUUAUCGUCUAAGCUUGGAUUUGGUUAUCGACUUACUGAUGUGCUUCCCAUGCUUGGAGAAGUUGUAUAUCCAGUCAUACCGGUCUGCCGGUAAUAAUCUAUGGCGCCGCAAACACCGCAAUCUUAUUCGAUCCUUUGACAUCCGUCUCAAGACAAUAGUGUUUCUGAGGUAUCGAGGCAUAAAAUCACAAGUAAGCUUUGCAACAUUCUUUCUAUUGAAUGCAAAACUGCUGGAGACGAUGAGAUUUGAGGGUGGACCCUACAUGGAGGAUGAAGACUUCAUUGCACGCCAGCACGAGUUGCUUCAGGUGGAGAAAAGGGCUUCCAUAGGUGCUAAGAUUGAUUUUGCGACUGAUAAAUGUGAUCAUUAUCUUACGCACGUCAAGCAUGUCCAUGAUCUGUCUAUAACAGAUCCCUUUGAAUGUACAUGCCCUGAAAGCCUCCAUGUGCGUCCCAAUCAUUGA